GAGGCUGAUUCUGGUCGGGCACAGCCACGGCGGGCUCAGCUUGGCGCUAGCCAUGGAGAGGUUCCCCGGCAAGGUCGCCGCCGCCGUGUUCGCAGCCGCCGGGAUGCCGUGCGUUGGCAAGCACAUGGGCGUCACCACCGAGGAGUUCAUGCGAAGGACAUCAUCGGAAGGACUCAUGGACUGCAAGAUGCUGCCAAUCAAUAACAACCACGGUGCAGGGGUUGCAAUGAUAAUGGGCCCAAACUUCUUAGCACGCAAGAACUACCAGCAAAGUUCACCUGAGGUGCACAACACGACUUAACAUCAUAUUGGUCUCCCAUAAUGAACUAAUCUC
Molecule: messenger RNA, 334 nt
Organism: Triticum aestivum (bread wheat)
Lineage: Eukaryota; Viridiplantae; Streptophyta; Magnoliopsida; Poales; Poaceae
Product: esterase PIR7B-like
Exons: 2
Coding region: 53-301 (82 amino acids)
Biological process (GO): salicylic acid metabolic process; jasmonic acid metabolic process
Molecular function (GO): methyl jasmonate esterase activity; methyl indole-3-acetate esterase activity; methyl salicylate esterase activity
Source: RefSeq, a predicted model, not a curated record